AUGCUCAUUUCUUACCGCAUUGCAUAUCUAUGGAUGGAGAGUCAGGUAUACCCAGACGCAGCGUCCACAGAUAUUGGUCCAACGCCACUCCAGUACGGAAUGUUGAUUCAACUACUUGGCUCCCCGAGUGUACUAUCGCUGGGUACCACGGUGCGUUACUUCUUUUGUGGCUCAAGAGCUCCUGCACCGGCAUACUUCUGGAAGGCUGUCGUUCUUGGAAGCGUGGUAUACUUGGUCGGCCACCUUGUGGGGAUGGCUGACUUAUGGUUACAUGAGACCACGAUCGCCACAAAAUAUCUCAACCCAUCCAAUCCGGUGCUCAAUACGUCUUUUAUCUUCAAUUCGAUUGCAUGUAACAGCAACCCAAACGAAACCCCAACCGCCGGAGACACCAUAGCACUAGAGAAUGCGAUAUUCACAGACUAUUACUUUGACUGGAUCGAACAGGCUUAUCGCGGGAAUCAAACCUCAGUACAGACUCUUCAGCCUCGCAAUCAUCGAAAGCCUGCGACCAAUUCAACCGCAUCGUUGAUCCAACUCAGCUGUGACAUGCCACCGGCAUUCGUGCCUAAGGAAACCUUGGCCCCAUCCAUAUUGCGCGUGAAGGACCACUACCGCAAGUAUAGGCUGUAUGCGUCGUGCAGCAUCAUAGUAUUUAACGUGACUGCUAAAUACAACGGGAGUGCCGAAGAAAGUCAGUACUGGAGCCUCGAGGGUGCUAUUCCAUCUAGCCCCGAGUUCACCGAUAUUGUCCUUGAUGCACAUAACCAUAACGCAGCCAGCGAUCACAUAGCCAUGAACAUCAAGAGCCGUGCAAUGAAGAGUCAAACUGAUCAUGAGAUCGCUACUUUCCUUGGGCAAGAGGUGUCUCGCUUGGCUCUGGGCAUGAGCGCUGGAAUAUUUGAGUCUUCCAAAGCGAAGAACGUUGUUAAGCGUAAUCCUAUACUUGUUGGACGUUACAAACUGGCCCCGUUCCUUGCACUCGUACUACUUUUAUUCAUCUACGGUGUUAUAGCAUUCAUCGUGUUUCUUAUGUCAUUCAACAUGCGUUCAGGCACCAUUGCUAUUCCUCAUGACCUCCGAGUACCUGAAUCGGCGGAGCGAGAAAAGUGCAAAAGCGUGUCGAUACUAGAGUUGGUGCAGUUCCGGCUUAGCAGCCCUAUACCGACGGUGAUGCAACUUUUAUCUCCACCGAUCAAGUCACUGCAUAAUCCUAUUCCGAGCGACCCAGAUGCUCAGUCCGUGUCUCGAAGUGUUGGAAGACUCAUUAGUACAGAGACUGACCCUUCGGAGUGCACCGAACGUCGAGUGAGGCUGGAGAUUGAAGAGACAACAGUUAGGCCCCGAUUUGGGGCAUGGGGAGACGAGGUAAUUAUCGUGAAAUCCAAUUCCACCAACCCUCUGUGA
Molecule: messenger RNA, 1407 nt
Organism: Rhizoctonia solani
Lineage: Eukaryota; Fungi; Basidiomycota; Agaricomycetes; Cantharellales; Ceratobasidiaceae
Exons: 3
Coding region: 1-1407 (468 amino acids)
Source: RefSeq, a predicted model, not a curated record